AAGUAAAGCUGAAGGGGAGGAGCAGGAGUAGGAAGAAAAGUAGAUCUUUGAAAGCUUGCAGAGAUUGCCUGGAAGAACUGGAGGGGACUCACGACCUGGUUUCACUUCUGCAAAGCUGCCUGGAGAGGCUUCCUGGCAAGGGCAACUUUCAUCAGCUCUCAUGUCAAGACCCUCCUGGUGAGACGUGCAAAGCCGUGCCUGCUGGAGCCUGUGGAAGAUACUGCUUGAAGGGUUGGGAACCCUGCAUGAACACCUCCUGUAGGGUUUCCUUCCUUGAUCCAGACACUCGAGAGGUGCUGGAAGCACAUAUUAAAAGGUUUUGGGUAAAGCACAGGUGGACCCUACCCCUCAAGGUCCUCAAGCCCAUAAAUCUCUUUAAGUCGAAAAAGUGCCAACCCUCCACCGUUCUGCAGUUUGCCACUUCCCCUUCAGCCACCUGUGUGUCUGGGUCCCACUCAACAGUCAAGUUUGCUGAGUUCCUGGAGAAACCUCCUCGGGCUCAUUCAGGAGAGAAGGUGAUAAGAGAAGAGUCAGUUCCUACCCUGAAGAGGCCUCUCCUUGUCCCCUCAACUGUGUGUAAGGAAAUCCAGAGUACCCUGGGAGCGGUUCCAUCUAUUGACUACCAUGGGCCCUCAAAGGCUUCUCUGACUGGACAGGAGGGCAGGCCACCUUCUCAGUCCCUCACACUCAGCCUUGUGGGCAGAACCUGGAAGAGUGAGAGUGUGGAAUGGGUCAAGAGGGACAGCCUAGAGCCAGGUCCAAUUUCAGCAAUGGUCAGGAAUGAGCCAAGAGAGGAGAGUGGUGGUCAGGCCUCACGAGACCCCUGCCAUAGGGUAACAGUGAUGGAGGUGAACUUAGGAUCCCAAUCUUUGAGAGGUGAAGAGGCCAGGGAGGCUGUGGAGGCCAAGGAGUCUCCUGCUCUUCAACCACAGUCUAGUGUUAUCCUGGAAACCAAAGUGUUGACAAAAUCCCAAAUCACAAAUGUACAUAUGAGGAGUUUAGAGGCGCCAGGGGCCAGUAGAAGUUUUCUACUACCUAGACUGUCUGUUUUCCAACAUCCAGGGUGCAUGGUGGACACAGCUCCAGGUGGUGUGUUUCUCAUUGUGGAGAUUUCUGUUCCAGCUGAUGCCCCUGAUCCAGAUGACAACAGAAAUGGACCCCAUCCCCCAUCCCUGUCAGGCCCCUCAACACGUGGAAAUGCUGUGACCUGGGGUGGAGGGGGCAGAGUGAGCACAGGACUGCUCACACCCCUGGUUUCUCCCUGGAGCCAGGCCCUACCUCUGGGCCCCAAUUCCCAAGGCAGCCUCCAGAAUGGGCAGAGCAGUGAGAGUGGAGCCAGGACUUGUGGGAGGGGUCGGUACCCAGAGGAAAGAGUUGACAGGGCUGGGACCUGA
Molecule: messenger RNA, 1394 nt
Organism: Mesoplodon densirostris (Blainville's beaked whale)
Lineage: Eukaryota; Metazoa; Chordata; Mammalia; Artiodactyla; Ziphiidae
Product: putative spermatogenesis-associated protein 31C2
Exons: 4
Coding region: 246-1394 (382 amino acids)
Source: RefSeq, a predicted model, not a curated record